Messenger RNA from Bipolaris maydis ATCC 48331, 2169 nucleotides. RefSeq names its product P-loop containing nucleoside triphosphate hydrolase protein. The record is from RefSeq and is a predicted model, not a curated record. Gene Ontology annotation, cellular component: microtubule; membrane; cytoplasm. Gene Ontology annotation, molecular function: GTP binding; GTPase activity; microtubule binding. NCBI's taxonomy places the organism in Eukaryota, Fungi, Ascomycota, Dothideomycetes, Pleosporales, Pleosporaceae.
AUGGUUACCAAAUCAUUCGACAUCCGUAUCGUUCGUGAACUCUGCUCAAAAGAUCAACUAGACCUGCUCGACUCUGUAGAUCGUCUACGCUCUCAGGGAAUCGACCAUUAUGUCUCUCUGCCACAGAUCAUCGUUUGCGGCGAUCAGUCUUCCGGCAAAAGCUCUGUCCUUGAAGCUAUCUCCGGUGUCUCUUUUCCGGUCAAGAGCAGCCUAUGUACUCGUUUCCCAACCGAAUUAGUCUUACGAAAGACAUCAAAGAUCGGCGUCAGCGUCUCCAUCGUCCCAGAUCGCUCGCGUAGUGAAGUAGAGCGCGAAUCUCUUAGCAGUUUUCGCGAGACGCUCGACAGCUUCGCUGCACUCCCAACAUUGAUCGAGAAUGCCAAAACAGCCAUGGCCAUUGGAAGUCUUGGUCGAGCUUUUUCGAAAGAUCUCUUACGGGUUGAAGUGUCGGGUCCUGACCGACCGCAUCUUACGAUUGUAGACUUGCCGGGCCUUAUCCAUUCAGAGACAAAGCAGCAAUCUGCAGCUGAUAUCGAACUCGUACAAGAUGUCGUCAAGUCGUACAUGAAAGAGCCCAGGAGCAUCAUCCUCGCGGUUGUAUCUGCAAAGAACGAUUAUGCCAACCAGGUUGUGCUGAAGCUCGCCCGAGCUGCCGACAGAACCGGAACUCGCACGCUUGGUGUGAUCACCAAACCUGACACUCUGGUUCCAGGAUCUGACAGUGAAGCCAUGUACAUCUCGCUCGCUAAAAACCUUGAUGUGGAGUUCCGUCUUGGAUGGCACGUUCUCAAGAACAUGGAUUCGGAAUCUGGAUCCGGGACACGUUCAAAUCGUGAUGAGGAGGAAAGUCAUUUCUUUUCCAACGGCAUAUGGCCCACGCUGCCUGGAUCUAUCCUGGGUAUCGUGCCAUUGAGAGAGCGACUGAGCAAACUCCUUCUUGUCCAGAUCGCAGCGGAACUCCCGAGUCUUGUGGAUGAGAUCGAACUCAAGUCUGCCGCUUGUCGCACUGGACUCGAAAAGCUAGGCCAGCCUCGGGCUAGUAUCGAAGAACAACGCCAAUAUCUAAUCACCCUCAGCCAAGCAUGCCAAGCCCUCACCAAAGCCGCUGUCGACGGGACCUACAACGACGACUUCUUCGGUAACGCGAAAACUGACGUUGGCUAUCAGAAACGCAUUCGUGCUGUGGUACAGAACCUCAAUCAGUCUUUUUCAGAGACAAUGGCGCGCGAGGGACACCGCUUUGUCAUCACCGACUCUUCGGACGCAAGUCUUCUACAAGCUAGUAGACCGAAGGAAAAUAUCCUUAGCCGGUCAGAGUUCCUUAAGCGUAUCGAGUUCCUCAUGAACCGUACCCGCGGCCGCGAACUCCCCGGCACCUUCAACCCCAUGGUAGUAUCAGACCUCUUCUUCGAGCAGUCAUCACCCUGGGAAGAGCUUGCGAAAGCUCACAUUGUACAAAUUGUAAGUGCGGUUCGGGCUUUUCUCAGACACCUCACCUCCCAUGUUUCAGAUAUUUCUACAUGCGGUGCAUUAUUUCAAACCCUAGUAGAACCUGCACUCGAGAGGAUUUCGGAAGAUGUGAAAAGCAAGACAACAGAACUGCUUGCUUCACAUCAGCGCGGGCACCCCAUCACCUACAACCACUACUUCACAGAGAUGGUGCAGCAAGUCAGAGAGAAAAGAAUCACAGCAGAACUCACGCGCAUCAUCCAAGACGUCUUCGGCGUUAGCUCACUUUACCCGUCUGGAAAAUCUCGAUGCGUAGAGAUGGACUAUCGGCCGUUGCUAGAUGCACUCGUAGCGCAUAGAAACCCUGAUUUGAAUCAGUAUGCGUGCUCCGAGGCGCUGGACUGCAUGCAGGCCUACUACAAAGUCGCCCUUAAACGCUUCGUGGACGACAUUGCUGUUGAAGCUGUAGAAAAAGAUAUCAUCGCUAAACUCAGCAAUAUCGUUUCGCCGAUCAGAGUUACCUCUCUUGCCUCUGAUGUGGUGACAGAUAUUGCAGGCGAGUCCGAGGGGAGCCGAGCUGAGCGCAGCCAGUUGGAAACGCAACUGGGCGUACUAGUCCAGGGGUUAGAGACAUGUAAAAGAUUCAUGGUAGAAACGCUACAAGGUAAGCAUCAAACCAUGUUGUCAGCAGAUGUUAUAUUUAGAGCAAGUAUAAACUAA